AUAUAUAUUUAUGGGAGCUCACGCAUUGUGUGUAUAUAAAUGGUCGAUCACCAACUCGAGGUCUCAUCACCAUCAAACCAAGUGAGCGUCGGAGCACAGAGGAAAUAGAGCAAAAAAAUAAAAAUAAAUAAAUAACGAGAGGGUUGGGUUGCACGAUGAGCUCUUCCGUGGUGAUCCCGAUUCAAGAUGGAGGUGAAGAGGCAGCUCCGAAGAUGGCGAAAAAGGAGAGCCUUGAGGAUAAUCUCUCGGCCGUCGUGUGUUUCCUGAGAGGAAUGAAGGGCGAGCAUGACGUGAGAAGAGUGGUACAUAGCGUCAAGGUCGGGGUCGCGCUCGUUCUGGUCUCGCUUCUCUUCCUUCUCGAUCCUCUCUACAACCAAGUCGGGGAUAAUGCCAUGUGGGCUAGCAUGACCGUUGUCGUCAUCUUCGAGUUCUCUGCAGGUGCGACAUUGAGCAAGGGAUUGAAUCGCGGUAUGGGGACUAUAUUGGGUGGCGGGGUCGGAUGCAUAGCGGCGGUCUUUGCCCAAGAGAUCGGCGGGGUUGGGGUCGGGAACGCUGUUGUCGUUGGCAUCGCAGUAUUCAUCUUUGGUGUUGCGGCUACAUAUGCUCGGUCGGUUCCUAGCAUAAAGAAGUAUGACUACGGUGUCAUGAUCUUCAUCCUCACCUUCAAUCUGGUGGUUGUGUCCGGCUUACGAGCCGGAGAGGUCAUGAGAAUCGCCCGCGAGCGCCUCUUAUCGAUUGUGAUGGGGUUCGUGAUCUGCAUUUUCACGAGCUUUCUCGUCCUCCCUAACUGGGCUAGUGACGAACUUCACGUAUCUAUCGCCUGCAAAUUCGAACACCUUGCUUGUUCGAUUGAAGGACUAUUGGAUAAGUACUUUGGGGUGGUGGCCGAUAAGGAAAACAAGGCCGACGGAAGCUUCAAAAUCUGCAAAUCGGUUCUGCAUUCGAAAGCAAAGGACGAGUCCCUGGCGAAUUUUGCGAAAUGGGAACCGUGGCAUGGGAAGUUUGGGCUGUGUUAUCCAUGGGACAAGUAUCUACAGAUUGGAGAGCUUCUUAGGGAGUUAGCAGCCAUCAUUGUUUCACUUGAAGUUUGUAUUCAGUCUUCUAGGCAGCCGGCCGCCGAUCUAAGACAGUCGAUCAAGGAACCUUGCGAAUCGGUCGCGUCAUCCCUCACAUGGACUCUCCGAGAGCUUGGGGAGAGCUUCAUGAAGAUGAGAAGAUGCCAAUCAGAAGCACUGCUCUUGCCAAAGCUCAAGUCAACAAGGCUUGAACUGAGGCACUUCAUGUCUCCCUCCAAGCUCGCCCAGGCGUGCAACUCAGGCGAGGAUCUCGCCAUCUCGACCUUUGUGUUUUUGCUCACGGACAUGGUGGAGAAGCUGGAGGGGCUGGCGAAGGAGGUGGAAGGGCUCGGCAAGCUCGCUGAAUUCAAGACUAAUGAUCUAUAGUGGGAAAUAUUCUAUAAGGAUCGAACACCCGAAUGGUUAUAUUGACUCGAAUGAGCAUUUUG
This is a messenger RNA of Syzygium oleosum, 1504 nucleotides long. RefSeq names its product aluminum-activated malate transporter 14-like. Gene Ontology annotation, cellular component: plant-type vacuole membrane. Lineage: Eukaryota; Viridiplantae; Streptophyta; Magnoliopsida; Myrtales; Myrtaceae. Gene Ontology annotation, biological process: malate transport. The record is from RefSeq and is a predicted model, not a curated record. The transcript has 6 exons. Bases 156 to 1442 code for a protein of 428 amino acids.